UGCAGGUGAUAAAAUAUUUUAGAGUAUUAUACUAUUAGUCAGGCUGAGUUUUGUGCCACUGGGUGGAAGCAGUGCCUGAAGGCAACGCUUGUCAUCCACCAAAAAAGAGGGGAAAGAAAAAAAAAAUAAAAAAAUAAAAAGAAAACACCGGAUCACAUGACCGCCACCGUUAUUUCCUGCAGCAUCAAGCUCUCCGCUCGCUACUCGCUCCUGCCUGCGACAGCACAGCAGCGGUGUGGUCGCUCCCGACACAUUAACGGAAAGAAGAAAAACACUCCACACCAACUGAAGGCCUCUGCUACACCGACAACUGCUGCAGUCACAGCGACGACGGAUACAACAAGCACUCACACAGUUGUUUUCUAAUCUUAGUCGCUGUUUUUUUAUUUUUUUAUUUGACAGCCUUGUAACAGAAGAAGAAAAAAAAGCCAGUGCUCAUAAUGGCGACAGCUGCGGUGUCUGCCCCUGCUGGCUGCGGCCCCAGCCCCGGGUCGGGAACGGAGCUGGUCCGCGGGCAGGCCUUCGACGUCGGGCCUCGGUACAGCAACCUCUCCUACAUCGGGGAGGGAGCCUACGGGAUGGUGUGCUCUGCCUAUGACCGGGACAACAAGAUCCGUGUGGCCAUUAAGAAGAUCAGCCCUUUUGAGCACCAGACGUACUGCCAACGCACCCUGAGAGAGAUCAAAAUCCUUCUCCGCUUCAAACAUGAGAACAUCAUCAGCAUCAACGACAUCAUCCGCACACCAACGAUUGAUCAGAUGAAGGACGUAUAUAUUGUCCAGGAUCUCAUGGAGACAGACCUGUACAAGCUCCUGAAGACUCAACACCUGAGCAACGACCACAUCUGCUACUUUCUCUACCAGAUCCUACGAGGGCUGAAGUACAUCCACUCUGCCAACGUCUUGCACCGCGACCUGAAGCCCUCCAACCUUCUGCUCAACACCACCUGUGAUCUCAAGAUCUGUGAUUUUGGUUUGGCUCGUGUGGCUGACCCUGACCACGAUCACACUGGUUUCCUAACAGAGUAUGUAGCCACUCGUUGGUACCGAGCACCUGAGAUCAUGCUUAACUCCAAGGGCUAUACCAAGUCCAUAGACAUUUGGUCAGUUGGUUGCAUCCUGGCUGAGAUGUUGUCCAACAGGCCCAUUUUUCCUGGGAAGCACUACUUGGAUCAGCUUAACCACAUUUUGGGGAUCCUGGGUUCUCCCUCUCAGGAGGAUCUCAACUGCAUCAUAAACAUUAAGGCCAGGAACUAUCUUUUGUCGCUGCCUCUGCGCUGCAAAGUGCCAUGGAACCGCCUGUUCCCAAACGCUGAUCCCAAAGCUUUGGACCUGUUGGACAAGAUGUUGACCUUUAACCCUCACAAGAGGAUCGAGGUGGAGGAGGCCCUGGCACACCCUUACCUGGAGCAGUAUUAUGACCCCACAGAUGAGCCUGUCGCUGAGGCCCCGUUCAAGUUUGACAUGGAGCUGGAUGACCUACCCAAAGAGACACUGAAGGAGCUCAUCUUUGAAGAAACUGCACGUUUCCAGCCUGGUUUUAGGUCCUAACAUCUCACACAGAUGAUUCUGUGGACCGGCUUCUGCGUUGCCACUGCUCCUCCUCGCCUCCACACUGUUGCUGUGAUAUAUAUAUUUUUGUUUUUUUUUAAUUUUCCUCUCCUGUUGUCCACAUCACCUGGAUUCCUUGGGUCUCACUCGUCAAGUCCACUUUGCUCAGGAAUGGCGUCAGGAAUCAAUCAAUCAAUCAUUCUCUUGUCUCUCUUUCUUUAAUCUCUUCUCCCUCUCUCGGAGGUGAGAGGUGAGGAGAGGAGGGGGGGGGGUUCAGCAUCACAGCUUACAGUCUGGGGGGGAGGGGUUGAUUUUGUGUUUUAAGCCAAGAUAAACAAUUUUUUUGUGUGUCUCAAAGGCGUUUGGCUCUGGCUAUUCCUAUUCAAGACCUUUUAUGUCCAGUUGAAUGACAGUGAUAGACUAGCUGUUGUAGUCUUUUUUUUUUUUGGGGGGGGGGGGGUGGUUACAACUCUGCCUACAUUGCACAAACAAGCAACGGUAGAUUACUUAUAAGAAUCAUCCAUCAUGAAAAAAGGGGUCUUUUGAAUUUUCUAACCUUUGUCGCACUGUUACAAGGAAUACCUUGAUCUCUAUCUUUAUCUUUUUCUCUCUUUAAAGAAAGAAAAACCUGAAUUAAAUCAACUGAUUUAUGCAAUGAAAUCACAUAAUCAGCCACAGACUUUGUGGGCCAAAAGCCAUCACUUGGUGUUGAGGAUCUAUAUUUUAACAAAGACCGAUUUUAAUCCUUAACACACACACACACACACACACACACACACACACACACACACAGAAG
This is a messenger RNA of Epinephelus lanceolatus (giant grouper), 2346 nucleotides long. RefSeq names its product mitogen-activated protein kinase 1 (gene mapk1). Gene Ontology annotation, biological process: protein phosphorylation. The record is from RefSeq and is a predicted model, not a curated record. Gene Ontology annotation, molecular function: ATP binding; MAP kinase activity. NCBI's taxonomy places the organism in Eukaryota, Metazoa, Chordata, Actinopteri, Perciformes, Serranidae.